This is a messenger RNA of Salmo salar (Atlantic salmon), 4571 nucleotides long. Its product is annotated as retinoic acid receptor alpha-A. Gene Ontology annotation, molecular function: zinc ion binding; nuclear receptor activity; RNA polymerase II cis-regulatory region sequence-specific DNA binding. Lineage: Eukaryota; Metazoa; Chordata; Actinopteri; Salmoniformes; Salmonidae. The record is from RefSeq and is a predicted model, not a curated record. Gene Ontology annotation, cellular component: transcription regulator complex; nucleus. Gene Ontology annotation, biological process: regulation of transcription by RNA polymerase II; cellular response to corticotropin-releasing hormone stimulus; retinoic acid receptor signaling pathway.
UUCGUUUCCGAAAAUGCACGUGACCGCAAUGGCUGCUGCUCUCUAAACCUUGCAUCAAUUUGCGCGGCUCCGUGAACACCAGUUUCUUUGCAGAAAACUCGGCAGAGCUCUUGUCAGACAAAGCAGACCUUCCUAUACCGGGCCACUCCUCGUCAAAGGACUUCGGAAAAGAAGCACAGGACAAAACAUAAUCGGCUCGGUUCGGACUUCCACCAACCAACACGUCGGUAGGAGGAGUCAACAGAUGCCUAUGUCACUUCCAUGGCAGACCAUUGCUUUGGAGGCCGAUAGCAGCCUGACACGGCUGUAUCUCCAGGGUUAGGGCUUCGCCACGGUGCAAGGAUGAAGGUUGCCAGUCUGCUACAGGUGAGUUGCCGAGACUGAAAGUGAGUCCUCCUCGGCGAUAGGGGUUGACCUGGGGCAACUAAAACCAGCCGUCGUCAUAACGAUCUUCCUUCUCCUCCUCCACUCCGUCGUGUUGUUGUAUGAGCUCUGCUGAGUCACUGGAGAGAGAAAAGCUGUUAUCAUCCAAUCCUCCCAAGGCCUGAGAAGUCUAUCCAAUCCUGAACAAGGGAUCUGGAGUCCAUUGGUGCCAGAUGAUUCUGCCUAGCGACCUCCCUUAGUAUUUAUGUAAUUGGUGUUUCAUUCAUGGUAUAAAGCUUAGUGGCCUACUCUAGCUGUAUCUAUCUCAGUGGGACACUCUUCACAACAAGGCAGAGGACCAGCCUUUGGAAGAGAAUAGCCUAUACAUUUCUCUGAAGCGUCCACCUGGAAUAUCAACGUAACCUAACAGCUCCAUUUCACACACCUACACAAAUACACACCGUUGUUGUCCACCGUCACCCACCACCACUUCUUAAUUCAUUGGAUUACGUCGUCACCGGCGGUUGAGGUUGGGGGAUGUAGACCGACAUCACCACGGAUACCUACAGGAGACUCUUUGGACUCGGCUCAAGGUCUGCCGAGCAGAACAUGGCGGGCAAGGGUAACCCCUGCCACCCCCCGGGAGGGCCAGGGAGUGCGGGGGGCCCCACUGUCUCUGUGGGGGGAUUCCCCAUGCCUCACUACUCCUACUUCUUCCCCCACAUGCUGGGGGGGCUGUCCCCUCCCACCCUCUCCGGACUGCCUGUCAGCGGAUACAGCACCCCGUCGCCAGCCACCAUAGAGACCCAGAGCACCAGCUCGGAGGAGAUAGUCCCCAGUCCCCCCUCGCCACCUCCUCCCCCGCGAAUCUACAAACCCUGCUUCGUUUGUGCGGACAAGUCCUCGGGAUACCACUAUGGAGUCAGCGCCUGCGAGGGCUGCAAGGGUUUCUUCCGUCGAAGCAUCCAGAAGAACAUGGUGUACACCUGUCAUCGCGAGAAGGGCUGCAUCAUCAACAAGGUCACCCGCAACCGCUGCCAGUACUGCCGCCUGCAGAAGUGUUUAGAAGUGGGCAUGUCCAAGGAGUCGGUGAGGAACGACAGGAACAAGAAGAAGAAGGAGGAGAAGAAGCCUGAGUGUACUGAGAUCUACGUGCUGAGUACCGAGACGGAGCAGAUGAUCGAACGCGUUCGCAAGGCCCACAAGGAGACUUUUCCCUCGCUCUGUCAGCUGGGGAAAUACACCACGAAUAACAGUGCAGAGCACCGCGUGGCUCUAGACGUAAACCUGUGGGAUAAGUUCAGUGAGCUGUCCACUAAGUGUAUCAUCAAGACAGUGGAGUUUGCCAAACACCUGCCAGGCUUCACCACCCUCACUAUCGCUGACCAGAUCACCCUGCUCAAGGCUGCCUGUCUGGACAUACUGAUUCUGAGGAUCUGCACACGCUACACUCCAGACCAGGACACCAUGACCUUCUCAGACGGGCUGACCCUGAACAGGACCCAGAUGCACAACGCAGGCUUCGGCCCGCUCACAGACCUGGUGUUCGCCUUCGCCCAAACACUCCUCCCUCUGGAGAUGGACGACGCAGAGACCGGCCUGCUCAGCGGCAUCUGUCUGCUGUGUGGAGACCGUCAGGAUCUGGAGCAGGCAGACAAGGUGGACUUGCUACAGGAGCCCCUGCUGGAGGCUCUGAAGAUCUACGUGAGGAAGAGGAGGCCUCACAAACCGCACAUGUUCCCCAAGAUGCUGAUGAAGAUCACGGACCUCAGGAGCAUCAGCGCCAAGGGAGCAGAGAGAGUGAUCACUCUGAAGAUGGAGAUCCCAGGCUCCAUGCCCCCUCUCAUCCAGGAGAUGCUGGAGAACUCAGAGGGUCUGGAGGGCCAGGGGGCUAGCGGGGGCCGCUCCAGCGGAGGAGGGGCCCCACCAGGCAGCUGCAGCCCCAGCCUGUCCCCCAGUUCAGCUCGCAGCAGCCCCCCUGCACCCUCCCCUUAGACAGGGGUUCUCCACCACCCCCCAGACAGGGACAGCCAGAAGGCAUGACUACAGACUCCCACACUGUGACAAACCAGGCCAGAGUGGAGUGGGGUUAGGAAGAGGGCCAAGCCUGGGCCCAACCAGUACGGACUUUGACACUUUGAGGGCAAACGUAGGCCUCAAUGGACACAGCCGGCCCCCCCACUCCCAGACCGGGCACCGAAACGGGGCCGAACCCGACCCCAUCAUACUUGACUGAACAAUAGGGGGGGGCAGGCGCAUCUCACCUGGAUGGCACUAUCCCCAUCACCCCCUCACCACAACCAUAGACAUGCCUCAGAACCAGCACCAGGGAUCAGCUGCCGCCGCACAAGGAGUUUAAUCUGAGAUGUUCUGUUUACUCUCCUCAGUGACGACUCUCUGUUCCUCCUCUCUCCCCCUUAAGACAUUGGACAGGAAUUCAGGCUCGGUGCCCCGUCAGACCUGGGGUGAAGGGGUCGACAAGACACACGUCUUUCUGCAGGGAACUAGUCAGACAGACAGACAGCUGGACAUUGGGCACGAGUCAUCCUUAAAUGUUGUCAGGGACAGCAAACGGGGGGGGGCUCUCCUAUAAAACUUUGAGAGACUGGGGUUUUUUUUCUUACAAAAUAUAUAUGGAAAUAUAAAUAUAUAUAUUGAAAAAGUAAUGAUUGCAAUUUGAAUUGUCCUAGGUGGAAUGAUGCAUAAAAGAAGAGUUGCUAUCUUUUUUCCACUUUUUUUUCUCACUGUUCUUCGAACUUGUGAUUUUCCCCCCCCCUCUCCCCCCAGACCUAGUGUUUUGUUCUCUUCGUUUCACCCAGGAAUAUCGGCACACUAAGUAGUCUCAAUGGAAAUGUUUUUUUUUUUUCUAUCAAAACAAUAGAUAAGUAGAACAAAAAUGAUUUUCAGAUACAAUUCACUUUAUGCACUAGACCUCUUGCACUGUCACAUUCACAGGUUGGAUCAAAUUGAUACACAAAUUGGACCAGGUUGGAUUGGCAUCUCUCUGUUUUGUUCCGUUUACAGUAUUUCCUUUUUCGUGGGUGGAAAGUAAAACCUAGUGGCUCUAUGAUCGAGAAUCAAGUCGUUGUGGAGUUAUGAAGAUGCUCUGUAAGAAAAUAGCAGCCGUGACAAAAUGUACAUAAGAUGUAUUCCUUCUUUUUAAAGUACAUGGAGUCUAGACGUUUUUGACAUUGUCAAAGCCUUUUAUGUUCAGCUUUUUUGUUCUCGUUUUGGUAUCUGAAGGCAUUAAUCGACUUUUUUAGACCACUUAAGAAAGGGGCUGACUUCUAGGACCACCACGGCCGUUGACAACCAGUCAAGAGUUACAUUUCUACUUCACCUGAAAUAAAAAGAUACGAUUUAUGACAAUUUGUUGACCAACAACUCCGUGAUCCCCUUCUCCCCCAAGGUGGUCCCUCCCUCAUUCCACAUCUGUAUAGUGUAUGUAUUACCCCCCCCCCCCCAACACCACUGCCUCUGUAAUGCAUUACCUAUCUUAACAGUACCACUGCCUCUGUACUGUAGCACAUUGUCAGUAGGCUGUAUCUAUCUAUGUCCACGUAAACUCUGUGACCCGAUAUCAGUAGGCUCACAACACCACUGCCUAUGUAUGUAUACAUGUUCCCCAUCUCUCUCUAGUCCCCCCCACCACACAACAGCACUGCCUCUCUAAGUCUGUUCCACAAUAUCAGCACCUCUCUCUCUUUAUCUAUCACAACGCAACUGCCUCUGUUCUCACACUAUCAGUAUUUAUCUGUCUGUCAUCCCGGACUCUUGUGACACAUCCGAGUACCUAGCUAUUCCCUAGCCUGGCCUUAGAUCAAUUUGUGCUGUCUUGCCGAUGCCUGACAAUGAAAUGGGAGUCGGCAAGACCGCACAAACUGAUCUGGGAUCAGGCUAGCUAUUCCCCCCUCUCUAAUCGCUGUUUACACACUAGUGUAACUUACCUACCAAUCUCCUUUCCCCACAACACCACUGCCUCUGCUAUUCAGUAGCAGUGGAUCUGUCCUUCACAACGGAUCGAACGCUGCUCGUGGCCAACCUCACUGCAGCCAGUAUGACAACGCACAACUGUCCCGUCCCGUCCCCCCGCACUCACUUGUAAUGCAAUCGGAUGCACAACCAGCAUUUGCGGAUAAAAUAACUGUUUUGAUUAUGCCAGAUCAUUGGACGAAGAGAAUAACGUUUAAUAAAGAACCAUGUCUGUG